ACUGAAGAUAUUAUCGGCACCCACAAUAACUAAAGUGUUAAAUUUCACCACAAACACAUGUUAGCUAGCAGGAAAAAUUGACAACUGCUAAAAGAAUAAAGUACGCCGGAAAAUUUUUUAUUCGCUUUGGAUUUGGUUAUGAAAAGAGAACUUUUCAAUUAAAAAAGAUUUUUUCAAAGCCGAUCUUAAACUGCACUAAACAAAAAUGUCGGAUAUGCUGAAUUUAUCCAACAACGAGAAAGGAGAGUUAAUAGAACAAGUGAAACAACAGAUUGCCGUAGCUAAUGCACAAGAACUCCUAACAAAAAUGACUGAAAAAUGUUUUAACAAAUGUAUCAUCAAACCUGGUGUUCAGUUGGAUUCAUCGGAACAGAAAUGCAUUUCGAUGUGUAUGGACCGUUUUAUGGAUUCUUGGAAUUUAGUUUCUCGCGCCUACGGUAGCCGCAUACAACGUGAACAAAACAGAAUGUAGAAUCUAUUUAAUAUACUCCUGCGC
This is a messenger RNA of Glossina fuscipes, 496 nucleotides long. RefSeq names its product mitochondrial import inner membrane translocase subunit Tim13. The coding region runs from base 206 to 472 and encodes 88 amino acids. The record is from RefSeq and is a predicted model, not a curated record. The transcript is spliced from 3 exons. Lineage: Eukaryota; Metazoa; Arthropoda; Insecta; Diptera; Glossinidae.